Molecule: messenger RNA, 285 nt
Organism: Phycomyces blakesleeanus NRRL 1555(-)
Lineage: Eukaryota; Fungi; Mucoromycota; Mucoromycetes; Mucorales; Phycomycetaceae
Exons: 2
Coding region: 1-285 (94 amino acids)
Source: RefSeq, a predicted model, not a curated record
AUGUUGGAACAGGAUUAUAUUGAGGGGUUUGGGUAUAGGGGUAUUGGGAGCAAGAUUUCCCAAGAAACCUGGGGGGACCACUCUUGUCCCUCGAGACACGUCACUCGGUUGACUCACCGUCGACGUCAACGCCCACGAGUCUGGUACCACCCGUCACGGCUUACUGCUGGACCAAAUCACCGAAGGAAUCCACCAUCCGGUAUCCCUCACCAGAAACUAGACAAAGGUGUAGUAGCCUACAACACACAUAACAAAUACAAAUGCCCGUUUAGCUCAGUUGGUUAG